GUGAGAGCCUGGGUGCUUUAGGAUUGUUAAAAUCUUUAUGAAACACCCCACUGAAGAUGAGGUUGAGAGACUUGACUUUUAUUAUUAUAUUAAUGGUCCCAGGAAAACUCUGUGCAGAAGAGAAGCAGUGUGAUUUUCCUACUGUGGAAAAUGGGAGGAUUGCCCAGUAUUAUUACACGUUUAAAAGCUUUUACUUUCCAAUGAGCAUAGACAAAAAAUUGUCAUUCUUCUGCUUGGCUGGUUAUACAACUGAGCGAGGGAAACAAGAAGAGCGGAUCAGAUGUACAACAGAAGGCUGGUCUCCAAAACCGAGGUGCUUCAGAAAAUGUACUAAACCUGACCUGAGGAAUGGCUAUGUCUCAGAUGGAAAAGUACUGUACAAACUUCAAGAGAAUAUGCGCUAUGGUUGCACUUCAGGAUAUAAAACCACAGGAGGGAAGGAUGAGGAGGUGGUCCAGUGCCUGCCUGAUGGGUGGUCUUCUCAACCAGCCUGCAGGAAGGAACAUGAAACAUGUCUGGCCCCUGAGUUGCAGCAUGGAAAUUAUUCCACAAUGGAGAGAACAUUCAGAGUGAAGGACAAAGUCCACUACGAAUGUGCCAGUGGGUACUACACAGCUGGGGGGAAGCAGGCCGAGGAGGCCGAGUGCCACGCACACGGCUGGUCUCUCACACCACAGUGUGCUAAAUUAAUGUGCUCCCCUUUGAGAUUAAUAGAAAAUGGCUAUUUUCAUCCUGUAAAGCAAACCUAUGAAGAAGGAGAUGUCGUUCAAUUUUUCUGUCAUGAAAAUUAUUAUCUAAGUGGAUCUGAUUUAAUUCAGUGCUAUAACUUUGGUUGGUAUCCAGACUCUCCUCUAUGUGAAGGAAGAAGAAACCGAUGUCCUCCUCCACCUGUGCCUCUAAAUUCCAAAAUCCAAACACAUUCAACAACUUAUCGUCAUGGAGAAAUAGUUCAUAUAGAAUGUGAACUUAAUUUUGUGAUUCAGGGACCCACAGAAAUACGCUGUGAAGAUGGAAAGUGGACAGAACCUCCCAAAUGCAUUGAAGUAAAGGAGAAAGUAGCCUGUGAGCAACCACCCACUGUUCAGAAUGGUGCAGCAAACCCACACUCUGAGGUUUACUACAAUGGGGAUAAAGUGACGUAUAGGUGUGAAAGCGGCUAUCAUCUCCGGGGAUCAAAUGAGAUAACUUGUAAUCGUGGGCAAUGGACACUGGCCCCUGAGUGUGUUGAAAGUAAUGAGAACUGUAAGCCUCCACCUGAGGUUGCAAAUGGGGUUGUGGUUGGUGGGUUAUUGGCAAGUUACACAACAGGAUCUUCAGUGGAGUACAGAUGCAACGACUAUUACCUAUUAAAGGGAUUGAAAACAUCUCAUUGCGAACAAGGAAAAUGGUCAUCUCCACCUGUUUGCCUGGAGCCAUGCAUUGUUAAUGUGAAUAACAUGAACAGAAAUAACAUAGAGAUGAAGUGGAACUAUGAAGGCAAGAUCUUACAUGGAGACUUAAUAGAUUUUGCCUGUAAACAGGGAUAUGACUUGUCUCCAUCAACCCCACUGUCGGAGUUAUCUGUGAAGUGCAAUAGAGGAGAUGUGAAAUACCCUGUGUGUGUUAGAAGAGAAUCUGAAGGAAUGUGUACAUCUCCUCCACUUAUUAGAAAUGGAGUCAUUAUUAGUUCAGCGACAGUCGGAACCUAUAAAAAUGGGUCUACAGUAGAAUACAGGUGCUUUGACCAUCAUUUCCUACAGGGGUCUAGGGAGACCUAUUGUGUAGAAGGAGAGUGGACUGCACCACCAUUGUGCAUAGAGCCUUGCACAUUAUCAUUUGGUGAAAUGGAAAAAAACAAUUUACUGCUUAAAUGGAAUUUUGAUAACAGACCAUAUAUUCUCCAUGGCGAGUAUGUUACAUUUAUUUGUAAGAGAGAUUCAUACACAGCCGAGUCUUCCGAUUUUGGGUCUGAUAUUAGAGUGCAAUGUGACAGGGGGCAAUUGAAAUAUCCAAGAUGUAUUCAAAGAGAAAGGAUCCUGUCUUAUCAAGAACCUUUAAGGACAUAAAAUAAAUGGAAGAAGUAAAAAUAGCAUUUUAACAUAUCAUGAAUCUGUAUAAAAUAAUUUUCAAAAGAAUACGCUGAGUUCAAAGCUCCUGAGGUUUUACCUGUCUGAAGAUCCGAAUGUAAAUUAUUUGUCGUCAAAAUUUUCUUUCUUUAUAAAUCAAAGCAAAAAAAGAAUUUCAUUUCUAGUUUUCCUGACUUAACACUAACCCAAACUUUAUUGCAUCUUUAACCUAUUAAAAAUUGAUGAAUACAUUAAAUCAUUCCUGUUUCUAUUGACCAUUGCCAGACCAAAUUUGUGUUUACUAUCUUCAUUAAAAUUAAGAUUUUUGCCUG
This is a messenger RNA of Nannospalax galili (Upper Galilee mountains blind mole rat), 2377 nucleotides long. RefSeq names its product coagulation factor XIII B chain (gene F13b). The record is from RefSeq and is a predicted model, not a curated record. The transcript is spliced from 12 exons. Bases 57 to 2045 code for a protein of 662 amino acids. Lineage: Eukaryota; Metazoa; Chordata; Mammalia; Rodentia; Spalacidae.